Messenger RNA from Candidozyma duobushaemuli, 2292 nucleotides. It is a transcript of the gene RIM20, whose product is annotated as Rim20p. Gene Ontology annotation, molecular function: protein binding. NCBI's taxonomy places the organism in Eukaryota, Fungi, Ascomycota, Pichiomycetes, Serinales, Metschnikowiaceae. The coding region runs from base 1 to 2292 and encodes 763 amino acids. The record is from RefSeq and is a predicted model, not a curated record. The transcript has a single exon. Gene Ontology annotation, cellular component: endosome.
AUGUUCAACAACUUGAUACAAAUACCCUUCCGAAUAUGCGAUGCAAAGCCGCUUCAUGACAUUCUUGCUGAUUUCAUCAAAAGAGACUAUUUUCAGCCGGUGACGUCAUUCGGAGAUGACCUCAAGUACGCACAGCAUCUUCAGAACAGUUUAGCGGUGUUAUCACGCGAAGAAGCACCCGACAUUGAGCAUUUUGAGAGCACCUUGUAUAAUUACUACCACUUCCUUUCCGAUGUCAACAACAAAUUCAUGGAUGACUGUGUAGAGUUCGAGUGGUACGGCACCCUUCGGUACCAGCCCAAGCAUUGCUCCUUUACUUCGUGGAAACAAGAGCAGCUUCAAUUGAUCUACGAAAUGGGCGCUUUAUACUCUUACAAAGCACUUCAUGAAAACGCAUAUACCGAUGACGGUCUUAAGCUGGCUUGCACGUCGUUGAAAAAGGCUGCAGGUUUCUUUGAUGCUUUGCUUAAUCUGAAUAAAGAAUUGCUCCGUGGUGUUCCUGACUUUGACGACGACACGCUUCAGUGCAUCAAGAUAAUGCUCAUUGCACAGGCUCAAGAGUUAGUAUGGCUGAAGGCUGCAAUGGGCAAAACCGUGAAAGACCACUUGAUAGCUCGCUUAUCAAAGAAGGUUUCUGAAUUAUACAAGCAAGCAGCAGAGUACGGUGCUGAGUCGGAUGCAAUUACUCUAGAUUGGAUCAACCACUUCAAGGUCAAGGGAUAUCACUUCGAGGCUGCCGCCCAAUACCGUAUGUCAGUCGUGGCAUUAGAUGGUUUCAAGUACGGUGAGCAAGUCGCCCACUUGAAAGUUGCUUCAAAACUCUGCGAUGAAGGCGCUAAAUACAAACGCUACGUUACUGAACCCGUUGUUGAAGAUCUCCAGGGCUUGACGGAUAUGGUCAAGAGUACACUUAAAAGUGCAGAGAAAGAUAACGACUUGGUGUAUCUUAAGCCGGUUCCAGAUUCCAAAGCUUUGCCAGUUAUCACGGGUGCAUCAAUGGUCGAUGCGGAACAAUCAAAACAAUUUUUCGAAAAGUCCUCUGAGAAUGAGGCCUUCCAGCGUCUUGUUCCGUUCUCCAUUAUCCAAGUUGCCCAGGCGUUCAGAGAACGCCAGGAGGUGUUUGUCAUUGACCAUUUUUACGAGCCACUAAAAGCAUUGACCAGGAUGUUUAACAAGUUCCUUGCUGAGCGAGACCUUCCUGCUUCCAUAGAUGCGAUUCAGAAGCCCGAAACUGUACCGGACUCAUUACUUCACCAUUCUCAGGAAAUCGUUUCCAUGGGAGGUACAAAGCUAAUUGACAGCUCCAUGUUUGAGAUUGGUAAGCUCGCAAAGCAAUGUCAAGAUCUUGUGGACGCUUGUAAUGAGAGACUCUCGAUGGAGAGGUACGAAGAUCACUUGAUGAAGGAGAAGCAAGGAUCUGAUAGGUGGACCAGGGAGCCCUCAAGUGUUGCGGCGUCAGAACUUAGUACGAGGGUAAACAAGAUGGCAUCAUACCUUGAUCAAAGUCUGCAGAGUGAUUCGCUAAUCAUGGACCUGUACCGUGCUAUCAAAGAGGUAUUGUUGGUCUACUGUGGAGGUAAGCAAAAGCUCAUUGGUACAAUUCCACGUUCGUCGCAUGCUCAAGUGAACUCCAGCGUUGGUCAAGUUAUUGGACAACUUCGAGAGCUACUAGCAAGUGGAGACAAAAUUGAACAGAGCAAGCAGCGUUUGAUCUCGUCGGUUGGAGUCAAAUCUAGAGACCAUAGCAUCUUUCCUGUUAUCAUGAGCCAGUAUAAGAAAAACCUGGAGAAGUUCCUAGAUGAAGAGGGAAAAAUCAGCCAUCGAAAGUUCGAGCCGGUGUAUGAAAGUCACAUAAAGGCCUUCAACACCGACCUACAACUUGUCGAUGAUCUCAAACAGAAACAAAUGGACCUUGAAAAGAAAAUACAUGAGAAGAACUUACAGCUUCUCGAGGUGCGCCAGUCCUCCGCAAAUGCAGCUCAUGACAAAAGACACCAGGCAUUACAGAGCUUCGAGGAAGCAUACGUCCAAUAUCUUGACCUUGUUUCCAACCUCAAUCAAGCUUCAAAAUUCUACGCAGAUUUCUUAGAUAAGGGAAACGCUGUGUUGCACGACGUGGACCACUACUUGUAUGAGAGACGAGAGGAGGCCAGAGAGCUCCUGCUCAACAUACAAAAUCAAGACAAAUUACGAGACAUUGAAAAUGCAAUGCAAAAUCAAGGAACACCAUUAGCCGCUCCUCAGAGCCAAAGAGCAUUUAGAGAUCCAUCACAGGAUAUGGACCACCACUGA